This is a messenger RNA of Hansenula ciferrii, 276 nucleotides long. RefSeq lists its product as uncharacterized. Bases 1 to 276 code for a protein of 91 amino acids. Lineage: Eukaryota; Fungi; Ascomycota; Saccharomycetes; Phaffomycetales; Wickerhamomycetaceae. The transcript has a single exon. The record is from RefSeq and is a predicted model, not a curated record.
AUGUUUACUUCACCAAUUUUAAGAUCAACCAUCGCUUUAUCUGGUCAAGCUUUGAAAACUCAAGCUCCAAAACAAAUUAGAUUCACCAUCAACCAAUCAAAUGUCAAACAUUUCAUGACUAUUAUUGCUGGUAGAGUUCCAAGAGUGCUUCAAUGGGGUACUUUAGUCGGUUCUAUUUUAUUCUGGCCUCAUGCUGCUGCAUAUUUUGUUAAAGCUACUGGUGGUAUAACAACAUACCUUCCAGCAGAACCAAUGACUGCUGCUCAAGAAGAAUAA